Messenger RNA from Symbiodinium natans, 2847 nucleotides. Lineage: Eukaryota; Dinophyceae; Suessiales; Symbiodiniaceae. The record is from the annotation of a GenBank genome assembly.
AUGCAGCAACCAGGCCCCGGGGCCAUGCAAGGAGGUAGCAAUGGCCACGUUGGAUUUUCUUGUGAGACUCGCAGCUGGACAGAUGCGGCACACGUGCAGGCACAAUUUCCAGACUUUGCGAUCAACGACGACUACUGCGACUGCUUUGAUGGCUCGGAUGAGAAUCUUACAGCGGCCUGCCCGCACAACAGCUUCUCAUGUGUGAAUUUGGGUGGCCUUCCACGAGUGAUCGACAGCUCCUUUGUCAACGAUGGAGUUUGUGAUUGCUGCGAUGGGUCUGACGAGACCAUGAUGGUGUGCAGCAACACCUGCCAGCAGGAGCUGUCCAACAUGUCCUCGAAAAUUGCGAGUAUGUUGGCCCUCGAGCGACGAGGAACGGCCUUGAAAGAAGAGGUCUUGCGAGUGCUUUCUGAGAAGGUCACAUUGACAAAGCAGAUGCUGAAGAGCGCCAAAGCGGCUGCUGCACCUUUCUUGGAAGCGACGCAAAAGGUGAAAGAGAAGUUAACGGAAGUUACAAAAAAGAGCCAGAAAGAGAAACAGAGUGGGAAAAAGGGAAAGCCGCUGAAUCUUUCUGAGAUUGCUGACGGCCCUGGGCGAGUAACGUUGCGAUGUUUCGCCGGGGACUCCAGCCACGAAGAUUUUCCGGCAAAUGUCUCUUGCAUAGCUGCAGCAGAGUGCCCAUAUGUGUGUGCGUACCUGUGCAGCGACUCCCGACGAUUCAACGGGACCUGCGCGUUGGACGCUGGUGGUGCGGGUGAGCCGUGGACGUUCUUUGCAUACAACCCGGAUGCAUUGAAGUAUGAAAAAAUGAUGGCCGCUUAUGGCAGGGCCCAGGCAGGCGCCCUGGAAGCAUCUGCUAUAGAACACGUACUCCCUAGUGAGAAGUGGACACAGCUUGACUUCAAGUGGCUGGAGCUUCGGCAGAGACUUCAACGAAUACAGCGCAAGGCAGCCGAGACUAUGGAGGCCCUUUCCGAAGCCGAGUCCGAUGCUCACAUGAUGAACUUGGUCGAAUCCGGCCAGCUGGGUCCUGGUGGAGUUUACCACGACCUGCAUGAGGUGUGCUUGGCUCUGACACAAACCCAAUACGUUGGGACCACGGCACUGCGCGAGCAAUGGCGUACCUUUCUGUACAGCAUCUGCUUCUACCGGAACGCCACGCAAGCGGAGCUGAAGUCGGACGUGGACGCGGCCGCCAUGUGCGAUGAGUCUGGGAAAUGCUCCGAAGCCCAAGCCGCAGCAUCAGAACCCAUCGUUUUGGGCCGACCAGCCGGCUUCAUGCUGCCCGGCAGUGAUCCGAAGCGAUUUGGCCUCCGGGAACUCUUCUUCGAGCCGUCGGAGAACACCCUCGUCUUUGCGGGAGGGGCUUCCUGCGGGCACGUGGCGCGAGCUGUAGCUGUUGAGUUUGUUUGCGGGGAGACGGUGGAGCUGCGCCGUGUUGCGGAAGUGAGGACAUGUUGCUAUGUUGCGGAGGUGUCCCACCCAGGGGCAUGUAACCUUUUGCGAUGGCCCAGGGGUCUUAGGGACUUGGACACCACCAGCGUGGAAACCGCCACAGCGGAAGUGUCUGCAUGGCUGCUGCGAAACGCACAGCGUCUGCACCAGGAGGGCGUGACUGAUUGGACAGUCCGGCUUGGCUCUCGCUCCACUCAGCAAUGGCUUCAGCGUGUCGAUCAAGGCAUGGUCCCACCCCUGGUUACCUUGGAGGCUGCAAGGGAGUCGCUUUCAUCCACCAUAUCCUUGGCACAAGCAGUUCUGGAGCUUCUGGUGAAUGCAGCGGCUAGCAGUGUCCCAAGCGCAGUCGUCGAUUUGAGAACUCAGGCAGUUCAGAGCCUGGUCGAACAUGCGGGACACGUGAAGCUGCCAGAGCCGCUGCAGAACGCCUCAGAGGCCAUCUUGGCAGCUUGGGGAUCGGUUGGCAUCAAUCGGAGCCAUGCUUGGAGCUACAUCGACAUGGCGCAAGUCGGAACAGGCCAUAUUCUGACCUACAGCGUGGUACCUUUGCUUGAAAGGUUUGAAGAAUCAAGGCCAGCUGAUCGGCAUUACUCUGUAUCAACUCAAGAAAGUGACGUGCUGCUCUUGCUGGGACACUUUGCCUUGGUGCACAUCCUGCUGAUCUGCUUCUUGCGUGUCGCGCUGUCCGCCUGCUGCUGCUUCGGAAGAAGCUUCUGUCGGCGCUGCUGUUGCAGCAGUUCCCGGACAGCAAAUACUGCAGAAGCAGACGAUCGGCAGACGGAGGUCGACAACAUGCAAGGCACUCGCGAAGAAAGGAACAUCGCACUUGCCUUGUGUCCCCUGCCCACCAGAAUGCCUUUGGUCAGCAAUAGGCAGCUCUGCCUCAGUCUUCAAUUCACGCGGCCAUGGCCGCGUCCAGCUGCCCUCUCGGACUCGGUGGGCGCUGCGCUUAGCCGCGAGCCCUUCAUGUACCCUUCCGAGAAGCAGUUCUUCGCUUCCGCAACGGCGAAGGGCCACACGCUCGACCCACAGGACAUGAGCAUGGUCAUCGCAAUUCACAACGCGGUGAACGAGCGGACCUGGCAAGAGAUCCUCAAGUAUGAGGGCUUGCACUUUAAGGAGUGUGCGGAGCCGAAGCUCCUGCGCUUCCUCGGGCGGCCGGGAGAACUCACGCCCAAGGCCCGUCUGACCAGCUUCUUUGGACGGACAUUGCCGUUUGACCGCCACGACUGGCAUGUAGAUCGGUGUGGCAAGCACGUUCGAUAUGUGGUGGACUUCUACGAUGGGCAACAAAGUCCAACGCAUGCAGUGUCCAUACACAUCGACGCCCGGCCGGAGGUGUCCUGGCAAGGGCUCACAGAUCGCUUCAAGCUGUGGUGGAAUGGGAAGUAG